This is a messenger RNA of Theobroma cacao (cacao), 1781 nucleotides long. RefSeq lists its product as uncharacterized. Gene Ontology annotation, biological process: regulation of transcription by RNA polymerase II. NCBI's taxonomy places the organism in Eukaryota, Viridiplantae, Streptophyta, Magnoliopsida, Malvales, Malvaceae. The record is from RefSeq and is a predicted model, not a curated record. Gene Ontology annotation, cellular component: SAGA complex. Gene Ontology annotation, molecular function: transcription coactivator activity.
AACAAAAUCUAAAGUAUGCAAAAACUCAAACGUUGAUUGGACAAGAACCCAACACACAACAGACGAAAGCUAACUACAUUGCUUAGAAGUGUACACUUGUUUAAAAAACACACGUGUCCUUUGACCUUGAUGACUCCCGCAAAGAAGCUUCGAAAAAAAAACCAAGUCUUGCUUGCUCCUUGCCCUAAUCUCUUUUCUCUGUACUUCCGAAUGGAAUAAUAUUGAUUGAUUUUUUUUUCUGUAAAUUCAGUUAAAUUCAACGGAAUUCAGUUACGCAAUUGGUUAAUUCAGGCGGAAAUGCCGGGUGGUUGGCAUUUUUCUCGAGUAGAUACUUUAGAGCUGAAAUCUCAAAUUGAAAGAAAGAUUGGGCGUGUAAAAGCAGAGAAAUACUUCAAUCUGCUCACUAGAUUUUUGAGUCUGAAGAUUAACAAACCUGAGUUUGAUAGACUCUGCAUUGGUACCAUAGGGAGAGAAAAUGUUCGUCUUCAUAAUCAUUUUCUCAGAUCAAUUAUUAGAAAUGCUUCACUUUCAAAGACUCCUCCAUCAAGAGAGAACAAGUUGGAAGGAUCUUUAAGCGUUAAAGUGGCAAAUGGGUAUCAAAGAAGUAAUCUUCAGUCACUUUGCAAAGACUUUCCUCAAUCCCCUCGCAAGGGCAGGACUCCAAAUCUUCGUGAUCGCAAGUUCAAGGACCGCCCAAGUCCUUUAGGGCCUCAUGGAAAGAACCAUAGUACUGCUUGUGAAGAUGCAGUUCCUAAAAUUCAAGAACAGCAGAGUGCUACUGAGUUGCUUUCUUUGUGUAGCAGACCACCUGGCUCUGUGGAGGACGGAGAGGAGGUUGAUCAAGCUGCAGAAAGUCCAAGCAUUCACAGUAGGAGUCCUGUUAGAGCUCCACUUGGCAUCUCUUUGAAUGCUAAAGGUAUGCGAAAAGUACCUUGGAAUGGAUUGGCAUCUGCUGCUGAGACUUGUCAUUCCAGAGGUGAACUACCUGAUAGCAGUUCUUUGAGGAAGAGGUUGGAACAGAAGCUGGAGAUGGAGGGAUUAAACAUCUCAGUAGAUUGUGCCAAUUUGUUGAACGAUAGCCUUGAUGUUUUCUUGAAGAGAUUGAUAAAACCCUGUUUGGAAUUGGCUGGGUCAAGGUCUGGACAGAAACUUCUUGACCAAGGUCAUAAUUGGUCCAUGGCCUCUUUAAAUGGAAUGCGGCCUGUGAGAUAUGCACAAAAGCAAAAUGGGUCCAUUUCUGCAUCAAUGUUAGACUUUCGAGUUGCGAUGGAGCUAAAUCCCCUGAUUCUUGGCGUAGACUGGCCAACGCAACUUGAAAAAGUCUCCCUGCUUGCUUCAGAAGAGUGAACCGAAACCGAUUGGCCCCAUGAUUUGGGUUGGAGCUGGUUCCAGCCAGAGCAAUUUUGAGUUAUUUCAAUUAUAAAGUCGACUCUAACAUUGAUCUUGAUCAUACCAUUUUUAUAGAAGAGAUGAAGUAAAUAAGUAGAAAUGCUACAGGAGUUUUGGAUCAAGCUGAUUAGAUUGUAUAUAGGUCAAUGGCUCUGAUUUAUCCUGGAGGUGUGACAUCUUAACUGGUGAAAUCCAACUAUAAUGACUCUUUGUAAGAAUCUACCUGUUACAAAUAGGUUAGCAACUAUCUCCACCUGAUAUCUAUAGUUUUCUGUUGUUUCAGUGAUCACUGUUUUUAUAAUAAUGAAGUGUAUCUUUGAGUUUUCAGCCCACUAUUGUUGUAUUUUUCAUGUGAGCUUUAAUCAUAUAUAUUUUUCCUUUGAUGCGGUCAA